Apis cerana (Asiatic honeybee) is the source of this 3953-nucleotide messenger RNA. Its product is annotated as zinc finger CCHC domain-containing protein 8 homolog. Gene Ontology annotation, biological process: RNA processing. Gene Ontology annotation, molecular function: RNA binding. The record is from RefSeq and is a predicted model, not a curated record. NCBI's taxonomy places the organism in Eukaryota, Metazoa, Arthropoda, Insecta, Hymenoptera, Apidae. Gene Ontology annotation, cellular component: catalytic step 2 spliceosome.
UUAAUACAAGUCUGAGAAUACAGAUUAUCAAAAUUUUUAUACGAAAUUAAGUGAUGCAAAUUUUUAUAUUGACAGUGCCAUCUAUUAAAACAGUCAAACUUUUAUAUUUUAUAAUUUAGAAAUAUGAAAUAAUAUGUAAUAAUAUAAUUAAUCGUUUUAAAACAUACUAGCAAUAUAUUUUUUUUAUUAAAAAUAUUAUAUAUAUAAUAAAAUAUAUAAAUAUUUAUGAUUGUUAUUUAAAAUAUAUUUAAAAAUUUGUAAUAUCAAAAAUUAUUAAAUAAAAAUAUAUUAAUAAUAAAAUUAUUUAAAGAAAUAUUUAAAUUAAUCAUAGUUUUCAACUAAAUUUUAAAAAAAAAUUUAUUCCAUGUAUGUUUAUCUGUUCACGAAUUAGAGCGCCUCUACAGUUAAGUUUUAUUGCGUUUGGGAAACUUCAUAGGAUUGGAGUAUUGUAUUUUUUUUAAGACAAAAGUUCGAAAGAGGAAAAAGUUUUCGUUCGAUAAAGUUAUACAUUUACAAUAUAUAACUGUUUCAUCUAUGUUCUCGUUCCAGUGUCGAUAGUAUUUCCAUGAAUUCUACGAUUACUAUCGAAGAUACCGACGAAGAGGUGAUUGAUUUGGACUCGAGCCAAGAUGCCAUCAAUGUUACUGACAAUGACCAAAGUGAAUAUUCGAUUGAAAAAAAUUCAUUAUCGAACAACAAUGCGAAGAAGACGAACAUAAUUAGUGAUUAUGUAGAUAAUAAUAAGAAUACAUCUAUGAGAGUAACAUGUGAUAGCGCAAGUACAUCAAAACCACUUUUGAAGGUUAUGUUUCGAGAUGAAAGUAUUUCACGGCAAUAUAAUAAAAAAAUUAAAGAAUUUCUAGAAGAAUUAGAAUCUUGCAAAAUUAGAUGUCAAGAAAAUGAUAAUGGUUUAACAUUAGAAGUUUGGGAUAAUGACACUGAUUCUAUAAGUCAGUCUAUUGAAAUUACUACAGAAAGUGAAGAUAGUCAAGAUAUAAUAUGUGAUACAUUAUUUACUGUAGAUAAACAACCAAAACUUAAAGAUGAUUUUGAUAUUCCAACUUAUGGAAAGAAAUAUGAAAAUGUGUUUGAUAAAGAAAUAUUAGAAUCAGAUAUAAAACUAAAGACUGACUGUCCAUCUUCAAGAAUGAUGUGUUUUAAUUGUUUGGAAAAUCAUAAUUUACGGGAUUGUCCAGAACCAAGAAAUUAUGCUAAUAUAGAAAUAAAUAGAAAAAAUUUCAAUAUGAAAAAUACAAGAACUGUUAGAUAUCAUUUGGAAGAUAAUCAAAGAUUUGGUCAUAUAAUUCCUGGUCAAUUAAGCAAUAAUUUACGUAAAGCACUAGGUUUGAGAAGUAAUGAAUUACCUAGACAUAUAUAUAGAAUGAGAAUGCUUGGUUAUCCUCCAGGAUGGUUAGAAGAAGCACGUUUACAACAUUCUGGUUUAUCUUUAUUUAAUUCUGAUGGUAUUCCAGUAGAAGAUCCUAAUGAUGAACCAGGAUCUAUUAUUGAAGAAGGUGAUAGAGAUCAGUAUGAUAUAAAAAAAAUAUAUGAUUUUCCUGGUUUUAAUGUACCAGCUCCACCUGGUACCCGUGAUGAGGAUGGACAAUAUUGGAUAUCAAGAAUGUUAACUAUUAAUAGUAAGCAAAGAAUGUUACUACAAUUAAGAGGGAAGAAAGCAGAUGAUGGAUAUAAGAGAAAAAAACUCAAGACUAUUAAUAGUGCAUCAAAUGAUAGUCCAGCACCACAACCUAGUGAAAUGGAAAUUGAAGAUACAGAAGAAAGUGUGGUAGAAUAUGUACCUGCUAAUGGGUUAUUUGUGCCACCAUUACCAUCAGAAUCUCCAUUGAAACCACCUGAACCACCAUUACCAGUAUCACAAACAAUAUCUGAAGAUUCAGAUUAUCAUUCUCAAGAAUUACAGCUUUCUAAGCCAGUAGAAAAUAACAUAUCACCUUCGCGAACGAAAUCCCCAUCAUUACUUGAAUUGGAAAAUAUGAAAAAACAAUUACUUGUAGAACUUCAAGAAUCAAAUUUAGAUGUUCCAUUAAAAAGCAAUUCUUCAAAUUCAGUUCCAAAAUCUGAUAUAUUACCAUCUAGUAAUGAAACUACUCCAGAAUCAAAUCAUAUUCGUCAAAAUGAAUUAAAUACAAGUCAUGGAAGUGUGAAAUCUAUUGAUUUAGGCACACCUGUGUUACAAAGUACAUCUCCAUAUAAUAAAUUACCAUCAUCUGAAAAAUUUUCAAAGAAUAUUUGCAAUGUGAUUAAUUACGAAAACUUACCGGAUUCAACGGGUAAGUACGAACAAAUGACAGGAGUUUUGCAAAAAGUAAGAAACACAUUGGCAAAACUUAAUCAAGAAUAGUCAUAAAUAUUCAAUUAGGUUUUAUAAUAUCAAAGGAAUAUCAUAAUUCAUAAAUAUAAAUUUUUCAUUAAAAAGUAAGCAAUAAUUCUAUGUUAUUUAUAGGUAUCUUAUUAAGAUAUAAAGAAAAAAUUAUUUUCUUUUCUCGCUAAAUUUCAUUAAAUAACUAUAAUUCUAGUUAGAGAAUAUAUUUUUAAUUAUAAUUAAUUUAAAAUAUAUAUAAUUUUUCAGUAAAAAUAUGUGUUUUAUAAAUUAAAAAAAUGUAUGAACCAUAUGUUUAUUCUUUAUUAUUUUUAAAUUUAUAUAUCUGCAUAUUUUUCAAAAGAUCAGAAAAUAUUUAAUAUAUUUUAUUGGUAAUUUUUUCUCUUAAUCUAAAAUGAUUGAAGGUUUUUUUUUUUUUUUGAAUGAUUUGUUCUAAUAAAUAAAAAAAUACAAUUAUAUUAAUUUUAAUUAAAAAUUUUUUAAUCAUUAUUAUAAAUAUAUUGCAAUUGAAUAUUUCUGACAUAAAUCUAUAUUAAUGAAAAAGAAAGAAAAUGCAAUGUAAAAUAAUCGUCCUUUUGAUUGGUCUUCCUAUUUGUGUCGAAAAGAUAAAAAAAAAGAUUCAUAAUUUUUAAAAAAAAUUAAUGAUACCUCACUUAUAAAAGAAGUACAAAUAUAUACUAUUUUUCUAUUAAUUAAUGACAUUUUCUCGCGUAAUAUAUUGUAAAUGAAUAUUAACUAUUUCAUAUUGAACAAAAGAUUUCAAAUUUUAUUUUAUAAUUAUUUCAAUUAAAUAUUAUUAUAAUAUUAUACUCAUUGCUAUAAAUUACAAUAAAUUUUGUUUAUAUGUCAAAUUUAUUUUAAAAUUAACGAAUAUUUUUAUCAGUACAAGCAAAAUUCUUGUACAUAGUAAAAUAUAAUCGUUUUUUAACGAUAAAAAUUGUUUGUAAUAAAUUCAAAUUAUAUUUAAAAUUAUUUUUAAAUAUUAAUUGUACUUAAAUUUAUAAAUUUUAAAUAUGCAUUUAAAAUAUUUCUCUUAUUACAUGUGUAUAAAUAAAUGUAUAAAUAAUUUUUUUCUUUUAUAACAUUUUUACUAUUAUGCGUUUUGCCUAUCAUUAUAAGUCAUUAUAUUAAUUUUAAUAGUUUUACACUGAUAUACAUAAUAUUUUAUUUGUGCACAUAUAACAUAAUGAUAUUAGAUUAUGGCUAAAAUAUAUUAUGUUCAUUUAUGUAUAUAAUUAAAUAAUGAAAAAUUAUCUUUGUUAUAUAUAUGUGAUAUUAACUUUCACAUAUAUAUUACAUAUGUCAUAUAAUAUUUAAUUACACAUAUACAUAUAUUAUUAGCAAUUAGUAGCAAAUAUGUUGAAAGAAAAAUAAUUGAGCAAUUAAUUUUUUUGCUCAAUAAUAAAUUUUAAGCAAAUAGAAAAUGAAAUUAAAAUUGUUAAUUAAAAAAUUUUUAUAUUAAAAUUUUCAUUCUAGUUUUCCAAUUAAAAAAUAAAUAAUUAUAAUAAGAUAAAUUCAUCAAUUUGGAAAACUAUGUAUAUAUGUAAAUAAAAAAAGGAAUGUGUUUUUGUAAUAAUGAUAAUAAGAUAUUAAUAGAAACAUUUUAACAAGA